CCAGAGAUUGGGAGUGAAGAGAGGGGCAUGAAUCGAUUAUUUCGCGUUGGCUCAUCUCCCAUAUUAGAAGAACGCCACUUUCGGUGGAAGGAUUCAGCUCGACUAUUGUUGUCGUUUUGCGUUUUGUCUCUUCAAUGCCAUUGUUGUUAAUGAUAUUGCCAGUGCGGGUUUGAAUACCGCAAUUUCUCUUGGAACUGAAUCAGAAUGGACUCACCCAUGAAAGAAGCAUACGUCCAGCUCAUCGAGGUCAUCGCGACAGACACGUCGGAUCCAACCGCGACAGAGGCCCACGUCCGCCAGCUCAUCACCUCCCUCCCCUCGGUCCUCCGCUCCCGCGACGAGGAUGAGCGCACAGCAUUACACCACGCAGCGCGCCUCGGCCGUGACGCCAUCGUCAACGCCAUACUCGAGACGAACCCCAAGUGCGACAUCGACGUCCAGGAUGCCGACAAGUGCACGCCGCUCCACCUCGCCGCGCGCAACGGCCACGCGAACGUGGUCGGCACGCUCCUCCGCCGUGGUGCCAACGUCAGGGCCGAGGAGAGCUUCCGUGAGACACCGCUGCACGAGGCGAGCCGAAACGGGCACGCGGGCAUCGUGGGCGUGCUGAUUGAGAAUGGAGCCGUCGUCGACGCGCCGAACCAGGACUUGGGGACGAGCCUGCACAUCGCGAGCCGCCGGGGCUGCGAGGACGCCAUCCGCGUGCUACUCGACGCCGGCGCGAACCCGGCGACCAAGGACGCCGUCGGGGACACACCGCUGCACGACGCCGCGCGGGGCGGGCACGCGGGCGUCGUGGCCAUGCUUCUCGCGACAGGGCUGGUGUCCAUCGAGGCGCAGAACACCAACGACUUCACGCCGCUGAGCGUCGCGGCGCGCCACGGACGCGAAGCCAUCGUGAGGAUGCUGGUCGAGCAGGGCGCCGACGUCGAUACCAUGAGCAAUGAAUACUGCACCCCCUUGCACCAGGCAGCUUCCGAGGGCCACGACGGCGUCGUGCGGAUCCUCAUCGCCGCCGGCGCCGACGUGGACCUGCAGGACAAGGACGACCAGACGCCGCUGCACGCGGGGGUCAUGUUCGAGCACGAGGCCGUCGUGGCGUCGCUGCUGGCGGCCGACGCCGACGUCGACGUGCGCGACACGGAGGACUGCACGCCGCUACACCACGCCGUCAAGAACGAGAACAAGGCCAUGGUGCGCGACCUGCUCGAGGCAGGCGCCGACCCGACCGUCAUCUCGUCGACGGGCGAGACGCCACAGAGCCUCGCAAGGCUGCUGAGCCGCGGGGGCUCUAUCGCCGACCUGUUCAACUCGCCGCAGGUCGUGCCGAAGCAGGGCGUCGCGGCGUGGAACCAACGGCCCAAGCGGGCGCGGCCGCCGUCGAAGCCCAACCAGGAGGCCGAGGUCGAGGCGUGCCGCUACUUCCAGGGCCUGUUCUGGUCCCCGACGAGCGAGUGCAGCUUCGAGAGCAUGAGCGUGUGGGACAUGUUGUACGACCCCGACACGGAGGACAAGCUCAGCCCGCGGCCGCCACCCGCGGCCGAGAGCCCGGUCAAGAGUCCCGUGGGGAGCCCAACGAGGAGCCGAACGAGGAGCCCCGUGCGGUCGAGGGCGCAUUCGAGAGCCGUCAGCCCGACGAGGAGCCCGGGGAUGUCGCCAGCCCGCACCCCCACCGCGUACUCGCCGCCUCAGUCGCCCCUACUCCAGCCGCCGUCAGGGGAUGGAGGGGGCGGCAGUCCGUCGGCAGCUCCGGCGGGGCUGAACAUGAAGGAGAUGCGGAAGCAUGUCAGCCAGAAGAGACGCAAGAUCUCGUACGCGUCGCGGAUUAGGGACGAGAAACCGGUUAAGAGGUGGUUUCACCUCCCCGCGAACAAUGUGGCGUGGGUGAUGGACCUCGUUCAAAGGAUCUGCGCAAUGGACCACCGGACGGACGCCGAGUGUGACCGGAUCGUUGCGUUUAUCGAGGAGACGUACCAUGAGAUCCGGAUCAACGCGCCGUAUCGGAAGCCGCAUUUCAAGAUGGAGGCGGCGGCUGCUGCGGACGCCGGUAGCGGAGGUGCGCCGGAUAUGGGGCCCAGUCCGGGACCCAUACCCGGAGGAGGGGUCUCGGGCACACCGCCGGCGGUUCUGUCUCCGACGCCCGCGCCGCCUAAGUCACAGAUGUUCUCCAUUGUCCUGCCCGUCAUCGACGUCGAUAUUGACGAUGGCACGAAGAGGAGCCUGCAAGACGUGCAGAUCGGAGACGAGGCGCGCGUGUCUCCCUCUAGGCCGACGAUCGGGACCGGAGGCGGCGGCGGCGGUGGAGGAGGGAACACCGACGGCAGGAGGGGGGCGGCACGGCCGGCCGCGCCGGCUGCGGCGAACAAGCCCAGACACCCACUCGGCGCGAUGCCGACGAACCUGCAGCACCAUCUUUUCCCGCACCUGGCGCACUUUGACGCGAUGGCGAAGCUGCGCACGAGCUUCACCAAGUCGGAGCUGCACGUGCCGCGGUCGCUAGACCAGUCGUACCACGAGUCCCUCAGCGCCGCGGACCUGGCUCUACGCAGCGAGAGCCAAGUCCUCUUUCGCUACUUGAGCCGCGUGGAGGCGCGUCUCACGGUGGCGGCAGCGGCGGCCACGACGAGGUCCGAUGCAGACGCGGCGGAGACGGAGGACGGGGGCGCGAGCCGGAGCCGGGCGAUGACGAUGACGACGACGACACAGCAGCCGCAUCAGCAGCAUCAGCAGCAGAAAUGGCAGCAGAACCCGUUCGACAGGCACGUGCAGCGGACGCUGUCGCGGCAGAGCAGCUCGAAGCAGAAGAAGACGGACGGGACCAAGGCGGAGCUGGGGAGGAUGGCGGGGCGGCAGGAUCAGGCGAGCAGCGUGCAGGCCAAGGUGUCGCGCGAGAGGAGGCGGAUGGACCGGGAGCGGCGGAAGCAGAUCUUGGUCGUCGCGCAGCUUUGGGUGUGGAAGAUUGACGAGAACACGGUCAUCAGCGCGUUCCCCGACCGAUGGGACGACAAGAACGCCAAGACGCUGCUUAACGGCAUCAAGCACCGCGUGUUGGGGAUGCGAGACAUACGGUCCGAGACGACGGACAUGAUGCGCAUCGUCGAGGCCGUCCUUGAGAGCGCCGUCGGUCACAGCGAGGAAGAGUUCCACUUCCAGUUCGAGGGGCCGCGGAGCUACUGCAACGUCUUUGCGGCGUCCAUCGCUCAUGUUUCCAACGAGGUGAUGAAGCGGUACGCCAACUUCAAGGCCUCCAUCAGCAAGAUGGGCACGUCCAAGACGGUGCUGGACGACCUGCGGGCCGAGAUCGAGCUGCUGCAGGAGAUUGACGACGUGCGCGAGGAGAUCAACAUGAUCAAGCGGGUGCUCCGGUCGCAGGAGCGCGUGUUCGACGGGUUCCGCGAGGCCGAGGUGGGCCGCCGGCUCACGACCGGGGCGGCGACGGCGGCGAUGGCGGUGGCUAUGACGGAGAGGCAGGGCGCCGUCAAGGCGUAUAAGCACCCGACACUGGAUUUCUUCAAGAGGUUGGAGGAGGACGCGAACCGCGUGCGGGACUCGAUCACGACCUUGUUGGACUUGAGGCAGCGAGAGGCCAAUAUCGAGGAAGCGCUCUCGGCGAGCGAGCAGUCCAAGAUCCUCUUCAUUUUUACGGGGGCCACCGUCGUCUUUGCGCCGCUGUCUUGGGCUACUGGAAUCUUCCAGAUCGACGUCGUCGGCCUGGCCCAGCCAGCCACGGCCGGGACGCUGCUCCUUGCAUGCUUCCUCAGCCUGGUGGCGACGCUGCUUCUCAUCGCGCUCUCGCUGCAGAUAUACGAGUUCAUCACGCAGGGGAAGGCCACGCAGCUCUACCGGCGCGUCUUGGGCUUCUUCGCCGUGAGGAAGAGGGCGAGGCUGUCGGCCCGGGAGCGAGGCCAGUCGUCGCCGCCGCCGUCGCUCGGGGCGUCGACGCAGCUGAGCCUGCUGAGGCGGUCAUCCGUGUCGCAGCCCGUAGCGAGCACGGCGGCCGAUGAGAGGAAGGGCGGCGGCGUCAGGAAGAGGUUUGCCGCGCUGGGAGUGCGUGGAAGGAGGAAGGGCGGGGACGAGGAGAAGGCGGUUUCCGGAAAGCGGCAGUGAGAUGGAGGGGGGACUAUUGAACAAGCUGGGCUUGGGUAGAGUCUUUAGACCGAUGUUGUUUGGAGAGCCGAGUGUCAUCAUGCGGGUAUAAUGUCAAGGGUCUGUCAUUAGCCUUGCUGGUGGUGGUGGUGUUCGGAUGUGUUCACACGUAGGCCUGGACAGUCUUGAUGUUGAACCAACGGUUCCAGAAGCUAUUCCACCAUUAUAGCCUCUCAUAAGACUGGUUGGGAGAUGCCAUCUCCGUCGUUCCCCGAGGAACCAUACAGAGGGACUGUUGCGCCUCCCGCUUCUACCUCCAGCUGGAACUAUCCGAUCGCAAACAGCAUCAUCAAGCAGGUUCAAAUUUAAAACUAGACUUAAGGUAUCCUUAGUUUGACACUUGGCAAGUCACAUGUUUCUU
Colletotrichum destructivum is the source of this 4507-nucleotide messenger RNA. Its product is annotated as Putative Mg2+ transporter protein, CorA-like/Zinc transport protein ZntB. The record is from RefSeq and is a predicted model, not a curated record. Gene Ontology annotation, cellular component: ciliary inversin compartment; membrane. The coding region runs from base 205 to 4107 and encodes 1300 amino acids. Gene Ontology annotation, molecular function: protein binding; metal ion transmembrane transporter activity. NCBI's taxonomy places the organism in Eukaryota, Fungi, Ascomycota, Sordariomycetes, Glomerellales, Glomerellaceae. The transcript has 8 exons. Gene Ontology annotation, biological process: transmembrane transport; metal ion transport; protein localization to ciliary inversin compartment.